UCUCUCUCUCUCUCUCUCUCCGUCAAACCAACGAAUCUCAAACCAAAGAAAACACAGAGAGAGACUGUUGCUCGACUUGAUCGCGACAUGUCGGACAUAGUCCAAGAAGCAUGGAGGAACUACCUCAUACAGCUCCAAGCCCACCCUCUCCGGACCAAGGCGAUCACUGCUGGAGUUUUAGCUGGUUGUAGCGAUACGAUUGCGCAGAAGAUUUCCGGGAUCAAGAAACUUCAGCUCAGAAGAUUGCUUCUGAUCGUGCUUUAUGGGUUUGCCUAUGGUGGGCCAUUUGGACACUUCCUCCAUAAAUUGAUGGACAUCGUCUUCAAGGGGAAAAAAGGCAACAGAACCGUCGCCAUGAAAGUGUUGUUGGAGCAAUUAACAACUUCUCCAUGGAAUAACAUGUUCUUCAUGAUGUACUAUGGCUUGGUGGUUGAAGGAAGAUCGUGGAGUUUAGUCAAGAACAAAGUCCGACAGGACUAUCCUUCGGUGCAACUAACUGCAUGGAAGUUUUGGCCCAUAGCGGGGUGGGUGAAUUACCAAUACAUGCCUCUGCAGUUUCGCGUUUUAUUCCACAGCUUUGUUGCCUCAUGCUGGGGAAUCUUUCUUAAUCUCAAGGCAAGAUCAGUUACCAUCAAGAAGGCUUAGGGUAGGAUGACUGAUCUGUGAGAUGUUUCCAAGGUUGUUGUUCUAAAAUACAUGUGAUAUGGGCAUAUAAGAACCAUAGAAGACCUACAGAUUAUUCGAAUUGCUGUCGUGCUCUAAUUCGCUUGUUUUCCUGUCUCGCGGCUAACUUUCUCAAUCUCAAGUUAAAGAUCAGUUGCCAUCAAGAUGGCUUAAGG
This is a messenger RNA of Rhodamnia argentea, 839 nucleotides long. Its product is annotated as peroxisomal membrane protein PMP22. The coding region runs from base 88 to 645 and encodes 185 amino acids. Gene Ontology annotation, cellular component: membrane; cytoplasm. The transcript is spliced from 8 exons. The record is from RefSeq and is a predicted model, not a curated record. Lineage: Eukaryota; Viridiplantae; Streptophyta; Magnoliopsida; Myrtales; Myrtaceae.